AUGGAGGCUGCACAGCAGUCAUGGGAGCUCUCGAACGCAAUCAGCGUGUUCGAUCCACAACGUGAUGCUCUCUACCAAUAUGAUGAAGCUAAACAAAAGGCUCUGAACACGGCACGUCCCUGGGCCAAAGACCCGCAAUACUUCAAAUCCGUCCGCAUUGCCGCGUCAGCACUACUGAAAAUGGUGAUGCACGCUCGAUCAGGCGGCAAUCUCGAGGUUAUGGGUCUAAUGCAAGGCUAUAUCCUGGAGGAAACAUUCGUAGUUACAGACGCGUUCCGGUUACCGGUCGAAGGCACAGAGACCCGCGUCAAUGCCCAAGAUGAGGCAAACGAGUACAUGGUGUCUUAUCUGCAGUCGUGUCGAGAUGCUGGACGCAUGGAUAAUGCUGUCGGAUGGUACCAUAGUCAUCCGGGCUAUGGAUGCUGGCUUUCUGGAAUCGAUGUCGCGACGCAGGCUACGCAGCAGAUGUCUGGGCCAUUCGUUGCUGUCGUUAUUGAUCCGGACCGUACCAUCUCUGCUGGCAAGGUUGAGAUUGGGGCUUUCCGUACUUUCCCUGACAACUAUACGCCGCCUAGAGGCGCUGUGCAGGAUGAUGAGUAUCAGACUAUCCCACUUGGCAAGGCGGAGGACUUUGGCGCACAUGCAAACAAGUAUUACUCUCUCGAAACGACCCAUUUCAAGAGCACACUCGAUUCAGAACUCUUGUCACUGUUGUGGAAUAAGUACUGGGUUGCAACUCUCAGUCAAAGUCCAUUGUUUACGUCCCGCGACUUCGGUAGCAAGCAGAUAGUCGAUCUCAGCCAAAAGAUCCGCAAUGCUGGAGCAAAUACAACUGCGGUACAAGCAGUCGCACCAUACUUCAAAACAGAUACGACGGGACGCAAGCACAAUCGAAAUGGGCAGUUGGAUAAGGUUGUUCGUGGAGGGCAGCGGAUCGUAUCGGAGGAGGUCAAAGGUCUUGUGGCGUCCGAUGUGAAGUUGAAGCUAUUCAAGGAUGUCGGAAAUAAAUCCGCUCCAACCGUCUAG
Molecule: messenger RNA, 1026 nt
Organism: Penicillium taxi
Lineage: Eukaryota; Fungi; Ascomycota; Eurotiomycetes; Eurotiales; Aspergillaceae
Product: Mov34/MPN/PAD-1 family protein
Exons: 2
Coding region: 1-1026 (341 amino acids)
Biological process (GO): protein deneddylation
Cellular component (GO): cytoplasm; COP9 signalosome
Molecular function (GO): metallopeptidase activity; deNEDDylase activity; protein binding
Source: RefSeq, a predicted model, not a curated record